AGUCCACGCACCAACCGCGAGGACGGGCGGCCCAAGAGGACGAGGAAUCCAAGACCGUCCCAGUAAAAAAAAAAAAGCACCACCAGCGGCCAUCUCCACACCACUCGACUUCACCACGUCCGCCUCGUCUCCUCCUCCCUCCAGUGUCCAGUCCUCCUCCCCUCGCCUGACUGACACAGCCACGCGCUGCGGAGGCAGUACGGGCGCUACGGUUUCGUUUCCGGCCGCGGGUUCGGGAUCUCGCGCCCCAAUGCAGCCUCCGCGCCGCUGAUCCCGGGGCCUCCCUCUCUGCGGCCGGCAGCGGCCAUGGCGCGGCGCCACGGGUGGCAGCUCCCCGCCCACACCCUGCAGGCUAAAUACGAUUCCGCGGACUCUAAUUUUUUGUUUACUGUUAAAGUGCAUAAUUUUACUUUGCUUUGCAUGUUCUCCAAGUACAACGGAUGCUUCCGUGUUUGAAACGAGGGAGGUGUUCUGUUCGGUGUCGUCAGUCAUCUGGAUCUGGCCCUUGUCUUCUUGCAAUCUGUUGCUUUUGUUGUGUGUGUCCUGUUUGUUCGUGUAAUCUUGUUAGAUGUUUGUUCAAUUAAAGCAAAGCUUCAGGUUGCUAUGUUCCUUUGCUUUAUGCCACUUUCUCAAUCAAGUAGUAUUUGCUUGUGCUACUGCCAGAUGCAGUGAAAUCAAAUCUGAUGCAUUUAAUUAACAAAAUGUAUCUUAGUAUCAGUGAAUUUGACCGUCAUGGCGGGCUUAUCGUGUUCUAUUCUUAAUGUCACGGAUAUUUAGCGUCAAAUCGCAGCUACUAGCUUCGGCAGUUCUGCUGAGUCCGUUACUACCAAGCCUUUUUCUGGAUUCAUUGCAGAACUGUACUAUUUUAAUUCUGUUGAUGCAAUAUCUCAGACCAAUGGUAUCCUAGUGAGAUCACAGUACAUGGGGGACUACCUACUAGUGGCCAAGCAUUUUUAAAGUGUGAACUAUCCGUGUAAUAGGAGCUUUGUCUUUUGAAUGGGAGACUAUAUUGGAACUACAUACAAAAGUAAAUAAUUUUUACAUUUCUCAGCGAGUUUUGUCUUCCGACCAGAUUCCUGGGAGGAAGAAGAGGCUCUGUUUCUUGAGGAUAGUUUUCUUAGGUAAAACUGUCUAUUAGGCGAUGCUAUUGAGUAGGUGUUUCACUCUUUUCUGGAGGACAUUCAGUUAGCAAUAGCUCAGGUUCGUGUGCAGACCAAUUUGUCAUGUUUACCUUUAUCUGCCCUUCCCCAUUAAAGUUCAGAUUCGGUUAUGAAGAUCAAGCAAAGAGGGAAAGGCCAUGAACUCUAAGCUACACUACGACUUCAUGAAUAUCUUUUAGAAGUUUGAAAGUUUGUGCUACUUUGAUUGCCUUAUCUAAGAGUUUAGGUUCUCUGGGAAACGAUUAUAAAAAAUUUAAGUUUGCACUUGUAAAUUUGACAGGGUAAGCACUUGACAUGCUCAUAAGCUCAUGUUUUUGAAAUAUAUCUUAGUAACAUUUUGUUCCAGAUAGAGGGAUCAUUAUGUACUGCUGUUUCUGUUCAGAAGCUUAUGUUCCAAGACAACCUUCUGUUUCUGCUGAAUUUUUGUCCUCUUCAUUGCAUUCGUACUUCCUCCUAUACUUCCUCAUUACUAGUGAUCCAUCCUUACCUCUUGGUCCUUAACUAUGGGAGAGUAUGAAUAACAUUUUUAAAUUUUUUUCAGGUGGUAGCUAUAACAGUGUUCUUCUUGCUUUGUAUAGCGUUCUAUGCCUUCUUCUCACCGUUUCUUGGGAAGGACUUGUAUCAAUACAUUGCUAUGGGUGUUUAUGGUUUUCUGUUUUUGUUGUGUCAGGCCUUAUCUGUGCUGAUUCUAUAUGUUAGAUGUACUGCAAUUGAUCCUGCUGAUCCUGGCAUCCUGAUUUCCAUGGAUGGUGCAUUAAUUUAUAAAUCAGAAGCAAAUGUAGACACUCAAGAUGAAGCUGGCAAGUCAGGAUUGAGAAAUGGCAAGGAUACCCCAAAGCAUAAAUCAUGCUUAGGAGGGGUUUGUUUUUGUUGUGCUAUUUUUACAAUGGAGGACUGUCGCAAAGAGGACGAAUCCAACCAACAAGAGGACUAUGGUGAAGAGGCACUCUUUUGCACCCUUUGCAAUGCGGAGGUGCGCAAACAUAGCAAACAUUGUCGAAGUUGCGACAAGUGCGUUGAUGGGUUUGAUCAUCACUGUCGGUGGCUGAACAAUUGUGUUGGAAGAAAAAACUAUAUCACAUUUUUAUGCCUGAUGGCUGUCAGUCUUGCUUGGCUUGCCGUUGAGUGUGGAGUUGGUAUUGCUGUUUUUGUUCGUUGCUUCACUAAUAAAGCAGCCAUAGAAGAUCAGAUUAGGGAAAAGCUGGGGUAUGGCCUUUCACGAGCACCCUUUGCAACCAUUGUGGCCCUGGGUACUGCUCUUUCAAUGCUUGCUUCAGUACCUCUAGGAGAGCUGUUUUUCUUCCAUAUGAUAUUAAUCCGGAAGGGCAUCACAACUUAUGAAUAUGUGGUGGCAAUGAGAGCUCAGAGUGAACCUCCUGGACCCUCUGUCAUUGAUGACCAGCAAAGCUUGCCAUCUUCUCCAAUGAGUUCUGCACCAACUGCUUUUAGUGGGAGCUCAUUUGCCCGUCACUACAAAGGCGCAUGGUGCACUCCCCCACGCAUCUUCAUUGACCAGGACGAAAUCAUUCCACACCUGGAACCUGGACGAGUUCCUUCAACUGUUGAUCCAGAUACCUCAGACCCAACUGAAAGAGCCAGAAACCAUCCUAAACGUCCAGUCCGCAUUAGUGCAUGGAAGCUUGCAAAGCUGGAUUCAAAUGAGGCCAUGAAAGCGGCAGCAAAAGCCAGAGCCUCUUCAUCCGUGCUGAAACCGAUCAAUACCCGUGCCCAAUAUGAGGCAGACCGGUGCUCCAGUGAUAACCUCAGCAGCAGAAGCAGUGUCAUAAGUGCUGAUACUGGACACCACGGGUACGCUCGAUCCGGUGGGAACUCGCAGUAUAAGUCGCCUUAUCCACCCAGCAGAGCAAGUGCAGAUGACAUCGAGCUGUAUCCCCAGACACCAAGCAGCUUCCAGAGCAACUCGCGGACUCCAACGCCUAUAGCUGAACACCAUCCCUCCAAGCAUUUCAAUCCAAUCUAUCAGACAUCAGCCAACAGGUCUCCAUUCUCUGCAAGAGCAAGUGUUGUCAAAGAAUCGUCUGUCUCAGAGGCCAACAAUGCAAGGAGGUUCAACGUGCCACCAAACGCAGAAAGAUCUUCUCGACCAUCUGUUUACUGGGAUCAGGAAGCUGGCAGGUUUGUGUCUGCACAGACAAACCAGGGAUCCAGCUCUCGCUUAGGCCGUCCGGAUCUUCUAUACACUGGACAGUCUAUAUUCUUUGGUGGACCUCUGGUGGCGGAUCCUGCAGCAAGAAGUUUCAGAGAUCCUGGCAGUUCAAGCCAACGGUCUGGCGGACCUCGGCCGCACCAGCUCCCGGUGUUCGUACCCAGUGACCCCCAGAAAGAUCAGCUCUCUAGGCUACCGUGAAAUAAACUGUUCUUUUUUUUUUGGAGUAGCCUUCUGAAACGCAUGUUUCUCUGUUUGGUUAUUUAAUGUAUAGUUCUUAGCCCUUACAUCUGACAGAUUGUAGGUCAUGAUUUUUUCUAUCUUGGUGGAAAGUGAGGUUAAUUUAGGAAAUCAUGGAAAUCUUUUAUUUUGAA
Molecule: messenger RNA, 3701 nt
Organism: Phragmites australis (common reed)
Lineage: Eukaryota; Viridiplantae; Streptophyta; Magnoliopsida; Poales; Poaceae
Product: protein S-acyltransferase 21-like
Exons: 10
Coding region: 1795-3528 (577 amino acids)
Biological process (GO): protein targeting to membrane; peptidyl-L-cysteine S-palmitoylation
Cellular component (GO): endoplasmic reticulum; Golgi apparatus
Molecular function (GO): protein-cysteine S-palmitoyltransferase activity
Source: RefSeq, a predicted model, not a curated record